CAAAGGCUUGAAGUCAUUAAUAAGUCCAUUUAUACACAAUGGGAAGAAAGGCAAAUAAUAAGCAGGGUGCACCACCCACUUUUGAAGAAUUUAAUGCGGUCAAAGAACGUAAAGAUCAAAAGAAACGUCAAAGAGAAUCCAAAGUAACAACUUCCAAAGUUCAAAGUAAAAAGCAGAAGUCAAACGAUAAGUCUCAACCAAAGACUAAGAAAGGCAAAAAAUCCAAGACUGAAGAAGAUGUCACUGAAAUUCCGGCUGACAUUCCACACGUUGAUUAUGAAGAACUAAGCGCAGCCAGAAAAUCUUUGUUUGAUGAUGAUUCAGACGAGGAAGACGGAAAACUAGAGACACUUGAAGAUUUGGAUGAUGAAGUAGACUUAGAUGAUGAAUUUGAUGAGGAUGAUCAAGAUAUUCACGAGAAACCAAUGUUUUCGGAUGACGAAGACUUGAGUGAUGAAGAAAUUGAAAAAGUUAAUGCUGCCAACAUUGAAGAAUAUUCCAAGCAACUUGACCUCGAAAGACAGCAAGAAGAGUUAGAAGCCGAAGAAGAAUUACUUGGAGUCAAUCAGACACAGCCCCGUGCCGCAAUCUUACCACCUCAAGGAGAAGCAGAUCCAGCAUCUCAAACCAAAGAUGGCGCUAAGGAUAUCACUUUUAUCAGAACAAGAAUGUUAGAGAUCGUGAAGGUUUUGGAAAAUUUCAAAGAGUUGGCAGAAGAAGGGCGUAGCCGUAGUGAGCAUGUUGAUCAGUUAAUCAAUGACAUAUGCGAUUAUUUUGGAUACACACCAUUUUUGGCUGAGAAACUUUUCAAUCUUUUUUCACCUAGUGAAGCUAUAGAAUUUUUUGAAGCUAACGAAAUUCAUCGUCCAGUUACCAUCAGAACGAAUACAUUAUUAACAACAAGAAGAAACUUAGCACAGGCCCUUGUGAAUAGAGGUGUUAACUUGCAACCAAUCGGUCCAUGGACAAAGGUAGGUCUACAAAUUUUUGACUCACAGGUUCCAAUUGGUGCUACUCCCGAAUAUUUAAGUGGUCAGUAUAUUUUACAAGCUGCAUCUUCUUUUCUUCCAGUCAUGGCCCUAGAUCCUCAAGAAAACGAAAGAAUUUUGGAUAUGGCCGCUGCUCCAGGUGGUAAAACUACAUACAUAUCAGCAAUGAUGAAAAAUACGGGUUGCGUUUUCGCAAAUGACGCUAAUAAGGCUCGUACAAAGUCUUUGAUUGCAAACAUUCACCGUUUGAACUGUACCAACACAAUUGUGUGUAACUAUGAUGCUAGAGAAUUCCCUAAAAUUAUUGGAGGGUUUGAUAGAAUUUUACUAGAUGCUCCAUGCUCGGGUACAGGUGUCAUCGGUAAGGAUCAAAGUGUCAAAACUAACCGUUCACCAAAAGAUUUCAUUGAAAUUCCACAUUUACAAAAACAGCUUUUACUAAGUGCAAUUGACUCCGUUGACCACGCAUCUCCAAAUGGUGGUAUAAUUGUUUAUUCUACAUGUUCUGUGAUGGUGGAAGAAAAUGAAGCUGUCAUUGAUUAUGCUCUUCGCAAGAGACCUAAUGUUAAACUAGUUGAAUCUGGUUUGACAAUCGGUAAGGAUGGUUUCACAAGUUUUAGAGGUAAAAAUUUUGAUUCAAGUGUCAAACUCAGCAAGAGAUUUUAUCCACAUGUUUAUAACGUGGAUGGUUUCUUUGUUGCUAAGUUCAAGAAACUUGGACCAAGCCCAUUUGACAUAUCUAAGGCCGGUGCUUUCGAAAAAGAGAAGAUGGCUAGAGAAGAAGCUUUGAAGGAAGGCUUAAUUGCUGAUGAUUUUGCCAAAUUCGACGCAGAGGAAGAUAAAAAUAUCAUGAAAGAAUCCAUAAAACAUAGCUUGGAAAAGAAGGGUAUCGAUCCAAGGAAGGUGAAUAUAGAUGAAAAGCUAAGUAAAUUAGAUGAGGAGUAGAACUACAAGUAGAAAGAUGUACACUGAUUUAUAUAUUUUUUUACAUUUCUAUGUAAGAUUAAUACAACCAAACCCAUUUUCGGUCAUAUAGUGAAUACCAAAUUCGUCGUACUGCUGUCUUGUCCAGAAGCUCUUCGAAUUAUUCAACUUGUACUCAUUGUACGCCCAUUUGGACAUACCUCUCCAAGCAUCAAGCAUCGGAUCCUUUGCCACUCUAACAUUGAAUGGCACGUUCGUUGGUGAAAACAUGCGAACCUCUUUUUCCAUUCUUUCUUGAAAGUUCGGGAAUAAUGUACAACCACCUGUUAAGAAGAUAUCCUUGAAAACGUUCUUCACCGGCUCGCAUGCUGAUAUAUCACCAGAAAAUCCGAGCUC
Molecule: messenger RNA, 2309 nt
Organism: Pichia membranifaciens NRRL Y-2026
Lineage: Eukaryota; Fungi; Ascomycota; Pichiomycetes; Pichiales; Pichiaceae
Exons: 1
Coding region: 39-1934 (631 amino acids)
Biological process (GO): maturation of LSU-rRNA; rRNA base methylation
Cellular component (GO): nucleolus
Molecular function (GO): rRNA (cytosine-C5-)-methyltransferase activity; RNA binding
Source: RefSeq, a predicted model, not a curated record